Messenger RNA from Syngnathus acus (greater pipefish), 1702 nucleotides. It is a transcript of the gene irf9, whose product is annotated as interferon regulatory factor 9. The record is from RefSeq and is a predicted model, not a curated record. Gene Ontology annotation, biological process: regulation of transcription by RNA polymerase II; immune system process. Gene Ontology annotation, molecular function: DNA-binding transcription factor activity, RNA polymerase II-specific; RNA polymerase II cis-regulatory region sequence-specific DNA binding; protein binding. The transcript has 10 exons. Lineage: Eukaryota; Metazoa; Chordata; Actinopteri; Syngnathiformes; Syngnathidae. Bases 163 to 1449 code for a protein of 428 amino acids. Gene Ontology annotation, cellular component: nucleus.
UCAGCGAAACGCCUCCUGCGCUUCUGCGCGUUCGCAAGUCUCCAGUUUACGCAAUACACAAUAAGUGCGCGGCCCACAGGAGCGCGCACACGAAACUCGAAACAAGCAGCAAGCUUCUGCGGGGGCCAGCGAGAGUGCCUCGGAGUUGCUUGCGUGGGAGUCAUGGCCCAUGCGACGCCGCGACACACCCGCAAACUGCGCUUGUGGAUGGUGAAACAGGUGAACAGUGGUCAAUUCCCGGGUCUGAAAUGGGAGGAUGAGGCCAAAACCAUGUUCCGCAUCCCCUGGAAACAUGCCGGCAAGCAAGACUUUCGCAAGGAUGAGGAUGCCGCCAUCUUCAAGGCAUGGGCCGAGUUCAAGGGCAGGCUAAGCGAUAACAACCCAGCCAGCUGGAAGACGCGUCUGCGCUGCGCCCUCAAAAAGAGCACUGAGUUUUGCGAGGUUGUGGAGCGAGCCCAGCUGGACAUCUCGGAGCCGUACAAAGUCUACCGACUGGUACCGCCCGACGAGCAAGGAGCGCUAAUUCCAGAGAGGAAAUGUGAGAAAAGGGUCCGCAAAUGCAAGCGCAGGAGCAACAGCAGCAGCGACGUCACGGCAGAUGAAGACGUCCCUCGCGUCAAGCACAUGAAGACGGCGGCGGACGACGGCAAAAUUGAGCCAAUCGCCGAAGACAUCGGGGUGCAGCCUGAGCAUCUCCUGGCAGAGCGGCACCCGGCACUGAUGGACAACCACUCAAUGGAAGCCCCGCUCAGCGAGAUCCAACUGGACGUGUGCAUCCAGGAGAGUGUCACACCUCCACAGGAAGGUAAGCACUCGCUGCACGUGGCGGUGCACUACUUGGGCCAGAAAGUGCUGACGCGACACAUCAAGGGGGCCGACGUGCGGGUGGUGUACGUGUCGUCCUCCUCGCCUGCCCCGCCCACACCCGCCCCCGACGUCUGCUUCCCGCGCAUCCACCUGCCGGAGCCGCCGCCUACGGUGUCCGGCGAAAGGGCGGCGCUGCUCUCCCUGCUGCCCUUCAUGGAGAAGGGCAUAUUGCUCACGUCCACCCCCCUGGGCGUCUACGGCCGCCGCUUCUGCCGCGGCCGCGUGUUCUGGACGGGGCCUCACGGCAGCUCGCCCGCCUUAUCCAAGAUGGAGAGGAACUCAGAGCCCAUCCUGCUCUUCAGCAAAGAUGCCUUCAAGCGACAGCUGGAGAACUUUUGUGUGAACGGCGGCGAGCCGCCACAAUGCAGCCUCACUCUCUGCUUUGGCGAAGAACUCAGCUGCACUGAAGAUCCGUCCGAAAAACUCAUCACCGUUCAGGUGACUUUGCCAUGGGCCGAGCGGCAAGUGCGGAGCGCUUGCUCCACGCUGGAGCCCUUCGACAUCCUGGAGUCUCCGCUGGAAGAGAUCACACUGAACUUGGUGGCGGAGCAGAGCGACGAGGCGGAGGCGGCGGCACCCUGACGGAACCUGGCGCCGGCCUCUUCCCCUAAUAGCACCGAAGUCACUUUCUUCGAUGGGCGGCCGUCCUUCCAUCAUGUUUGAACCGCCCGCCUGAAAAUCUUGAAUGGAACGAAGUGGCACACACUACAAACGCUGCAAGUUCAAGUCGCCAAUUCACAUGGAAUGUCAAGGUCACAUCUUCAAUGGGACAGAGAAAAAAAAAAAAAAAAAAACUCUGCUUUUCCAGUAUGAGAGUUUACAUUUUUGGAACACA